Molecule: messenger RNA, 1155 nt
Organism: Nicotiana attenuata
Lineage: Eukaryota; Viridiplantae; Streptophyta; Magnoliopsida; Solanales; Solanaceae
Exons: 1
Coding region: 1-1155 (384 amino acids)
Molecular function (GO): RNA-DNA hybrid ribonuclease activity; nucleic acid binding
Source: RefSeq, a predicted model, not a curated record
AUGCCUACACCUUCAGGUAAUUUUACUGUUAGUAGUGCUUGGAGAAUUCUAAGGCAUAGGGAACCAAGCAAUCUUGAAUUUGUUAAGAUAUGGACCAAGGGUCUGCCUUUCAAGAUUUCUUUCUUUCUCUGGAGAGUAUGGAAGGGGAAAGUUCCUAUAGAUAACUUGUGGAGGAGAGGGGGCUACGUGGUAGUAUCUAAGUGUUGGUGCUGCUUACCACCACAAGAGGAUUCUUACCAGCAUUUGUUCUUAACAAGUGAUACUGCAACUAAGGUGUGGAGGAACUUUACGCAGGCAACAGGUUUGGUGAUCAAUUUGGUACAAGUAUAUCAAGUUAUAAGAGAAUGGUGGAAUGCAAAGUGUUGCCCUAAGCUAAAACCAUUAUUUCAAGCAGCUCCUGCAUUGAUUCUUUGGGAGUUAUGGAAGAGAAGGAAUACAAUCAAGCAUGGGGGGACAGUGCCUUGUAGUAGAGUCAUACAUGAGGUUAAUAAGACAUUGUAUUACAUGGCAAAGGUGAGGUAUCCUUGGCUUCCUAGGAUUCCAUUAUUGUGGCCAGAGAUGAUCAAAUUCUUUGAAAAUUACAAGCCAGUUGUAGUCACUAAGAGAGUCACAUGGCAAUUUCCAUAUGAAGGAUGGUUUAAGUGCAAUACAGAUGGAGCAUCAAGGGGAAAUCCGGGCCCUAGAUCUUAUGGAUUUUUUGUUAGAGAUCAUGAGGGGAACCUGGUAUUUGCAAAAGCAAGGGAGAUAGGUGAGGCAACUAACAUUGUGGCAGAAGCAAAGGUUGUUGUUGAAGGACUGGUUCUCUGUGUGGAGAGGAAGCUUCACCCUUUGAUCAUGGAAACUGACUCUUUAGUGAUGAGUAAGAUCAUUGAUGAUGAAUGGGAGACACCAUGGUGUAUAGGGGCAGAAGUGAGAAGGAUCAAAGAGAUAAGGAACUUAUACAAUGUGCUGUUUCAACAUGUGCUAAGGGAGGGCAGCAAAGUUGCUGAUUUUUUAGCUAACCUUGUUUUCUCUUUUGCAGGUACAAUCAUCUUUCACUCAUUUCAUGAGUUUCCAUCUGAAGGAAAAACAUUAAUCAAUAUGGACAAAGCUCAAAUACCUAACCUUAGAGUUAGGAUUGCCAAGAGGAAAGCACCUGACUAUUGUACAACCUAA